This is a messenger RNA of Cimex lectularius (bed bug), 2393 nucleotides long. RefSeq names its product glutamate--cysteine ligase catalytic subunit (gene Gclc). The record is from RefSeq and is a predicted model, not a curated record. The coding region runs from base 391 to 2322 and encodes 643 amino acids. Gene Ontology annotation, biological process: glutathione biosynthetic process. The transcript is spliced from 13 exons. NCBI's taxonomy places the organism in Eukaryota, Metazoa, Arthropoda, Insecta, Hemiptera, Cimicidae. Gene Ontology annotation, cellular component: glutamate-cysteine ligase complex. Gene Ontology annotation, molecular function: glutamate-cysteine ligase activity.
UAUCAAAUGUAGAGUUAAAUUUUGUUUUAAUAAAUUGAAGCCAUCUUAGUGAAAAUAAAACAACUGAGUUUAUAAAAGGUUCGCAUUGAAAUUUAUUUUGAAAAAAAAUUUUCGUAUACGUGAUUUACUUUUUCGAUAGGGAUCGAUUUGAGGGGUGCUAGGGUUUUUAGCCGUUUCAAGGUUAGCGAGUUAUAAGGUUAGUUCGGAGAGGGCAAAAUGCGUUUUUCCGAUUUGUUCCGAAUGCGUGGAAAUGUGAUUUCCCGGGUGGGCCGUCUGGAAAAUUGGUGAGUGGCCGGGUGGCGGAGGGUUUUUCCGUCGGAGGGGCGAGCCAGCCGCGCUUUACCCACCGCUCGCCGCUCAGCCUCAGUCUCGUCCCGGCCGUGCUCAGCGAUGGGACUGCUCAGCGAAGGGAGUCCGCUCUCCUGGGAGAAGACGAAGGAGCUCGCGGACCACGUCCGCCGCCAAGGCGUCCUCCAGUUCAUCAACAUGUACCACAGGCUGAAAGACAAACACGGAGACGUCCUCAAAUGGGGCGACGAGGUCGAGUACAUGAUUGUCAAGUUUGACGACGACAACAAAAAAGCCAGCCUCAGCCUCAGGGGCCAGGAACUUCUUAGCAUCCUCAACGAAAAAGAGGCCAAAAACCCUGAUAGUGUCAAGUCAGUUUGGAGGCCAGAAUAUGGAGCAUACAUGGUCGAAGGGACACCAGGGAAACCGUACGGUUGCCUCCUGGCCCAUUUCAACAUCGUCGAGGCUAACAUGCGUUAUAGACGAGAGGAGGCACAGCAGCUGCUCAAAGAAGAUGAGAGGCUCAUCACUGUCACCAGUUAUCCAAGGCUGGGCUGCGGUGUCUUUACAAAUCCUGUUCAUAUGCCGAACCCAAAUGAAGGCUCAUCGAGAUCGCUCUUCAUCCCGGAUGAAGUCAUCUACCCAGGCCAUCCGAGAUUCAAAACUUUAACGCGCAAUAUCAGAAUGAGACGAGGGGAGAAAGUAGCUAUCAACCUGCCAGUAUACAGGGAUGACAAAACAAUGACUCCUUUUAAGGAUGACUUAAAUGCUUUGGGCGACAAUGGUGAGAGCGCCAAAGCUGCUUUACCCGACCAUGUGUACAUGGAUGCAAUGGCAUUCGGUAUGGGGUGCUGCUGCCUUCAGUUGACGUUUCAGGCGUGCAAUAUUGAUGAAGCUAGGACGCUGUAUGACCAGUUAACACCUUUAUGCCCGAUAUUGCUCGCUUUGACAGCUGCUUCGCCAAUUCACCGAGGCGUUUUGACCGAUGUUGACUGCAGAUGGUCUGUGAUAUCCAGCUCUGUCGAUUGCCGGACAAGGGAAGAAAGGGGUCUGGAGCCGCUUAAAAAUAACAGAUUCGUCAUUCCGAAAUCGAGAUACGAUAGCAUUGACAGCUAUCUCAGCCCACAAGGAGAAGUUUAUAAUGAUGUUCCAAUUGUCCAUGAUGAAGAAAUCUACGAGGCGCUUCGUAAGGCCAAUAUCGACCACCUACUAGCCCAACACAUUGCGCAUCUCUUUAUUCGAGACACCGUUUCUCUUUUUAGUGAGAAAGUACACCAAGCUGCAACAGAUACUGACCAUUUCGAGAAUAUACAAUCAACUAAUUGGCAAACGAUGAGGUUUAAAGUUCCUCCUCCGAACAGUAAUAUUGGUUGGAGGGUCGAGUUCAGGCCGUGUGAAGUCCAGCUGACAGAUUUUGAAAACGCCGCAUUCGUCAUUUUUGUUGUCUUGCUGACAAGAGUGAUCCUUUCAUACAAAUUGAACCUCCUCAUACCCAUCAGCAAGGUUGACGAGAAUAUGACUAAAGCCCAAAAGAGGUCAGCUGUCAGAGAAGAAGUCUUUUGGUUUAGAAAGGACAUUACUUCAAACGGCCAUCAAACGAAUACCAAUACGGACAUCAAUGACCAAUACUGUGCAAUGACAAUAAACCAAAUUAUCAAUGGGAAAGAAGGAGUAUUCCCUGGUCUAAUUCCUUUAAUUAAUUCAUAUCUGAACGGUAUGGAAGUAGAUACAGAUACGCAUUGCUCGAUUCAACAGUAUUUGAAACUUAUACAACGAAGAGCGUCUGGGCAAUUAUUAACGACUGCCAGUUGGAUUAGACAGUUCGUAAGACAGCAUCCUUCUUAUAAGCAGGACUCCAUAGUCAACGAACAAGUGAAUUACGACCUUUUAAAGACAAUAGACGGUAUUCAAGCAGGCACUGUCCCUUGUCCAGAGUUAAUCGGGCAGAGUCUCGUCUCCAAGACAAAAGAAUCCAUCCCGCUUGCCAUGGAAAAGGAGUCUCGUAAAUUCUUCUCUCAAAAAGUGGUUGUUUGAAAAGAGAAUCAUGGCCAUAUCAAAUAUAAACAUAUCGGUGAUUUUUUAAUAAAUACUAAAUUUAAAAAAUA